AAUUUUUUCAAAAAAUAAUAAUACAUAUUUUUUCUUUAAUUGCAGAUGAAGCAGUCAAUGGUAUAGGUGGUAAAAGGAUGACAUUCACAUCAUCUCAAGAGAGCGAAAAAUCAGCAGAAAAGAAGGAACGGAGAAAACUUUCGUUGUCUUUAAAAAAGACUGAUCUACCACCACCAUCUCCGCGACAGCAGCCAUCACCACAGCCUCUCUAUCAUGCAGAUCAGCCGAUGCCACUUCAGCAUCAAGCAGAUCAACCGAUGCCACUUCAGCAUCAACAAGAACAGCAAAUGCCACUACAGCAACGAGCACGACCGCGUAUAUUGCAAGACGAAAUGCUCAACGAUCCGCUUAUCGUGUUCGAUAAGAAAGCAAAUAUGCGAAAAAUCUGA
Nasonia vitripennis (jewel wasp) is the source of this 389-nucleotide messenger RNA. RefSeq names its product putative bifunctional UDP-N-acetylglucosamine transferase and deubiquitinase ALG13. Bases 78 to 389 code for a protein of 103 amino acids. The record is from RefSeq and is a predicted model, not a curated record. The transcript has 2 exons. NCBI's taxonomy places the organism in Eukaryota, Metazoa, Arthropoda, Insecta, Hymenoptera, Pteromalidae.